UACACAAUAGGGGGGACAUUUUGCGGCGUGUCAUCUCUAACUGUGACUACUAUAAGUGUGGACAGACUUCUCGCCAUGUUAUUAAGACUUCGAUAUCGACAAGUGGUUACGUUGAAACGAGUGCGGCUCGCCCUUCUUCUCUUUUGGCUUCUCAGCUCUGGUGUAGCGAUGACAAUGUUUCACGACUUGCGCCUCUGCACAACAUUGAUCAGCAUCAUACUAUCUGUGUGUCUAAUGAUCUCGACUGUGUGUUAUGUGAUAAUUUAUCGGACUCUCCGUCAACAUCAAAAUCAAGUGCAAGACAUCAGUUAUCAUCGAGAGCCUAACAAAUGGGACAAUCCGUCAAAUAUAGCACGAUACAAGAAAACAGUUUCCAGUGCUUUGUGGGUGCAGUUAGCACUCCUGGCUUGUUAUCUCCCAUAUGGUACGGUGGCAGCUGUAUUUGCCAUGACUAGAUGGAGAACGGCGAGUCUUGAUCUCGCUUUAGAUGCAACACUAACUCUACUAUUCUGCAACUCGGCAGUAAAUCCGUUUUUGUACUGCUGGAAGAACAAGGAAAUAAGAAACGCAGUGAAACAAAGAACCAGACAGUGCCUUUGUUAG
Pocillopora meandrina is the source of this 603-nucleotide messenger RNA. Lineage: Eukaryota; Metazoa; Cnidaria; Anthozoa; Scleractinia; Pocilloporidae. The record is from the annotation of a GenBank genome assembly.